This is a messenger RNA of Marmota flaviventris (yellow-bellied marmot), 2267 nucleotides long. The record is from RefSeq and is a predicted model, not a curated record. Lineage: Eukaryota; Metazoa; Chordata; Mammalia; Rodentia; Sciuridae.
CGGCGCGGGCGGGCAGCCGCGCGGCGGCACCGCCAUGAACGCGGCGGUGGUGCGGCGGACGCAGGAGGCGCUGGGCAAGGUGAUCCGCAGGCCGCCGCUGACGGAGAAGCUGCUGAGCAAGCCCCCGUUCCGCUACCUGCACGACAUCGUCACGGAGGUGAUUAGGACCACUGGGUUCCUGAAGGGCCUCUACACAGAUGUUGAGAUGAAGUCAGAUAACGUCAAGGAUAAAGAUGCAAAAAUUAGCUUCCUCCAGAAGGCCAUAGAUGUGGUCAUGAUGGUUUCAGGAGAGCCUUUGUUGGCAAAACCAGCCCGAAUCGUGGCCGGGCACGAGCCUGAAAGAACAAACGAGCUGCUUCAGAUAAUUGCAAAGUGCUGCAUCAACAAGCUCUCCAGCGAGGACGCAGUGCGGAGAGUUCUGGCUGGAGAGAAGGCGGACGCGAGAGGAAGGGCCUCCCGGACCUCCAAGCCUCACGAGUCGGACAAUAAGAAUGUGAGGGAAGACGACCCGAGAGCUCACAGAGAGAGAGAGGAUAGAAGAAAUUCAGAAGUAAAAGAGAGAAGUACAAGCAGAGAUGGAAAACAGAGAGGAGAACUGAAAGAAGAAAGCAAAUCAAGAGAAAAAGAAAGGGGCAAGGAGAAGAUGAGGGACAAUGACCGAGACCGACACAAAGACGCGGAGAGAGACAAGUACCGGGAAGGGGAGAAGGAGCAAAGCAAGAGCAGGGCCAGGCAGGAGCGACAGAGGGACAGAGACAGAGGCAACAAGGACAGAGACGCAGACGGGGACAAGGAGCGGGAGAGGAGGGGCGAGGCAGGGCGGGAGAAGGAGCGGCUGAGAGACCGGGAGCGCGACCGCGACCAGGGCAAGGACCGGGAGCGGCGGAGAGCGAGAAACGGGGAGCACUCCCGGGACCCUGACAGGGAGAAGAACCGAGAGCAGGAGAAGCUGGAGAGAAAGUCAGCAAGUUCAGGGGAGAUAUCUAAGAAGUUUUCAGAUGGAUCCUUUAAAGACUCCAAGGUGGAAACAGAGGCUGAGUUUUCCACGACAGCGUCCCGGUCAUUGACAUCAAAAACAUCAAAACGAAGAUCCAAAACUUCAGUGGAAGGAAGGAAGGAGGAUAAUAUUUCAGGUAAAAGUUUAGACCCCGUAACGUCUGGAUUAAAUGACGAACCAGAUCAGGAAACUACAGCUUCAGAAAUAGAUGAUAACUCCACUACUCUGUGGCGUGAGAGCGUUGAGCCCGACCCAGCAGUAAAGCAGAAAGGUGACUCCAUCAGUGAUGCAGAAGGAGAUACUGGAGCUACUGGCCAAGAUAAAUCCGAGGUGUGCGAGAAUCCAGAAGCCCCCAGCGAGCUGUCCUCCAGUGUCAGAAGAAUACCUCGACCUGGCAGUGCUAGACCGGCGCCUCCCCGGGUCAAACGGCAAGAGGGCGUGGAGACCUUGACGAUGGACAGGACAGGGAGUGGUAAAACCGUCUCAAAUGUGAUUAUAGAUUCACAGAAUUCAGACAAUGAAGACGAUGAUCAGUUUGUGGUGGAGGCUGCCCCUCAGAUCUCCGAAAUGUCUGAAAUUGAAACGGUGCCAGCGCUGGAGCUGGAGGACAGCGAGAAGCACGGUGGACUUGUGAAAAAAAUUUUGGAGACUAAGAAAGAUUAUGAGAAGUUGCAGCAAUCACCCAAACCUGGAGAGAAGGAGAAAUCCUUUGUCUUUGAGUCCGCGUGGAAGAAGGAGAAGGAUAUUGUUUCCAAGGAGAUCGAGAAGCUCCGAGUGUCCAUUCAGACCUUGUGUAAGAGCGCGCUUCCUCUGGGAAAGAUUAUGGACUACAUCCAGGAAGAUGUGGACGCCAUGCAGAACGAACUGCAGCUGUGGCACGCGGAGAACAAGCAGCAUGCAGAGGCCCUGCAGAAGGAGCAGAGUAUCACGGACUGUGCCGUGGAACCCCUGAAGGUCGAGCUGGCGGAGCUGGAGCAGAUGAUCCAGGACCAGCAGGACAAGAUCUGUGCUGUGAAGGCCAACAUUCUCAAGAACGAAGAGAAAAUCCAGAAGAUGGUGUACAGUAUCAACUUGACGUCGCGAAGGUGAAGCUGAGGAUUCCAGGGAGGAAGUGCUGUGUCUGCAUGGCCGGCCGUUGGGAGGAAGUACUGUGGGCUGCAUGGCCGUCGGGAAGCUUCCGGGCUCUGAAAUGCCUGUACCUAGAGUGUGUCAGGAGGCCUGUGCCCCUCCCGGCUGGAGCCCCCGUUGUUUAUAAAUGCUCUUCAGAACA